UUAAAUUUCUUAGAUAAGUUGAACUGUAUAUUUUCUUUUUCUUUUAUUUUUUCAUCAAGAUGGUCUUAUUUAUGUAUUAUCAAUUAUCUUCCAAUAUCAUUUUACAAUAAUCAACAAAGUUACAACCAAAUAUUAAUAUUCUUUAUUUUUGUCGUGCGUUUGUACGCAUAUUUCAUGAAAGGGUUAUCACAAAAAUGUUUGAGGUCAUUUAAAUGUUUGAACAGACGACAUUCUAUACUCUUAUAUGUAAGCAAUCCUGCAACAUUGAAUAACCAAUAUUUUGCGAAAGCCUCAGACACUUGAGAAAGGAACUUCAGACUGCAAAAAAUGGCUGCAGGAACAGAUGUCAGAGAUAUUUUGGAAUUAGAAAGUCCAGAACAGCAAUUUAUCACAAAAGAUGCUUUAAUGAAUAAUAAGCAGAAAAAGGCGGCCAGAAAAUCUGAUGUUUCAUUCAAGAGACCAGAGGGAAUGCACAGAGAGCUAUGGGGGCUUUUAUGGACAGAUAACAGAGAUGCACCUCCAAUCAUACCCACUGAUACAAACCAAGGUUAUAAACAAAUGAAGGCCAAAAUAGGGAGCAGCAAAGUUCGACCUUGGAAGUGGAUGCCAUUCACAAAUCCUGCAAGAAAGGAUGGUGCAGUGUUUUAUCACUGGAGAAGAGUAGCAGACGAAGGAAAGGAUUAUCCAUUUGCAAGAUUUAACAAGGCUGUGGACAUUCCAGUGUACUCAGAUCUGGAAUAUCAGCAACAUCUCCAUGAUGACAAUUGGACGAGACAGGAAACAGAUUUUCUUUUUGACCUGUGUAAACGUUUUGACUUGCGCUUCAUUUUAAUUCACGACCGCUGGAACAGGGACAAGUUUCCGAACAGAAGUGUGGAGGACAUAAAGGAGAGAUACUAUGGUAUCUGUAACACUCUGUCAAAGGUCAGAAUACCACAAGGUACUGAGCCCAAAAUUCGAGCUUUUGAUGCAGAGCAUGAAAGAAAACGAAAACAGCAGCUGAUCAAACUGUUUGAUAGAACUCCUGAGCAGGUUGAGGAGGAAGAACAUUUGAUUGCAGAACUGAAGAAAAUUGAACUACGGAAGAAAGAGCGUGAAAAGAAAACGCAGGACCUGCAGAAACUGAUUACAGCAGCCGACAGCAAUUUUGACAGCAGACGGUCAGAGAAGAAGCAGACCAAGAAAAAGAUUCACACUCCUCAUCAGAAGAUAAACCCAACAAUUUCUACACCAGAGCCCAGUGGAAUUAAAUUUGCAGAUUUCAAGACAUCAGGCGUGUCUUUGCGAAGCCAGAGGAUGAAAUUACCAGCAUCUGUUGGACAGAAGAAGAUGAAAGCAAUUGAACAAGUCCUGGAAGAGCUUGGCAUCGAAUAUAAUCCAAUUCCCACGGAAGACACAGUUACACAUUUCAAUGAAUUGCGACAGGAUGUUGUUUUGCUUUAUGAAUUGAAAAUUGCCUUAGCAACAUGUGAUUAUGAACUGGAGUCCUUAAAACACAGAUUUGAAACACUAGCACCUGGAAAGCCUCUUCCAAUAGAAGCCACAGUCAAAUCUGAGCCAAUGUGUUCUGUGUUGGGGUCAGAUGCAGCUGAAUCUCUCAUCACUCCCAACAUCUCCCCAGAGUCUCCCUCCAAACUGAAGAAGCUGUCCGAGGCUAUUGAUGUGGUCAAUUCUAACCCUCCAGGAACACCCAAUAGAAAACGAAAAGCAGCUUUGGAACAGGGUAACAUGCUAAAGAAAAUGAAACAGAAAGUGUGAACAUGAACAACUUCACCUGAGACAAUGUAAUAACAUAAACACUUUCACGCAAGUUAAUGUUUGUAACAACUUGGCAAAUUGGUGAAUGCCUUGCUGCGCUGCGCUCCAACUUGAAUACUGCAUACAGUGACCUGAAUCCGCUUUACCUGUGUGUAGUGGAUAUGACAGUGUCAGGAAACUUGCUAAAAUUCCAUGUACAUCAAAAAUGAAGCCCACAAUAACAGGUCAUAUUGUUGUUUAUUGCUAGCAUUUAUGUGAUCUUAGGGAAAUAGACCAAAUAAAGUGGUGCAUCAUUACAA
Molecule: messenger RNA, 2057 nt
Organism: Ostrea edulis (European flat oyster)
Lineage: Eukaryota; Metazoa; Mollusca; Bivalvia; Ostreida; Ostreidae
Product: DNA methyltransferase 1-associated protein 1-like
Exons: 13
Coding region: 328-1758 (476 amino acids)
Biological process (GO): chromatin remodeling; DNA repair; negative regulation of transcription by RNA polymerase II
Cellular component (GO): nucleus; NuA4 histone acetyltransferase complex; Swr1 complex
Molecular function (GO): transcription corepressor activity
Source: RefSeq, a predicted model, not a curated record